Messenger RNA from Lactuca sativa (garden lettuce), 2323 nucleotides. RefSeq names its product phosphoglycerate kinase, cytosolic. Gene Ontology annotation, molecular function: ADP binding; phosphoglycerate kinase activity; ATP binding. Gene Ontology annotation, cellular component: cytosol. Gene Ontology annotation, biological process: glycolytic process; gluconeogenesis; tRNA modification. NCBI's taxonomy places the organism in Eukaryota, Viridiplantae, Streptophyta, Magnoliopsida, Asterales, Asteraceae. The record is from RefSeq and is a predicted model, not a curated record.
AUCAAUUUCUCUUUUUCUCUUCCCUCUUUGUUAUCUUCUCCUUCCCCGACUCGUAUUUUCUUUCAUCACCGACGAACAGACACACGGCUUAAUACGCAGAAAAUUAGGAAGGAAAUCUGUCUAAAAUUUCACUCCGUAUAAUCCAGUAAAACAUGAGCCGAAUUCUUGAUAUACAUCACUGUCGGCCGACUUAUUCGUUGAUUUUCUUCACAUGUAAAUCACAGGGUUCCAAUGGAAAUUACCUGACAUUCAAGAAGAAAGGCGCGGCUAAAUCUUCGUUACGAGCAAAUAUUUCAGAGGUGGGAUUGAAUCAUAUACUUGAUAGAUGUGCACACAAGGUCGAAGAAGAUGAUGGAAACGCAUUCAAUGCACUUCCACACGUGAAACGUCUUAGUGAGCUUCAAAAAGAUGAUCUUUUUGGCAAAAUUGUCAUGGUUAGGUUUGAUUCCAACAUCUUACUCGAAGAAAAUCAGAACAAGAAUUCCAAAACAUUCAUAUCGGCUCUUUCAACCAUUAAAUACUUGCAUGAAGCUGGUGCGACAGUGAUUCUAAUCAGUAGCUGGUCUACAAAGACCAAUUCAAAUCUUGAUUCAUUAGAUUCAGUUUCAGCAUAUAUUUCGUCCCUUCUCAAACUCAAAGUUCUACCAAUGAAGUUAUGUCAUGAGUAUGAAUCAACUAGACUGGAAGAAAGUCAAGAAACUCAUAAACCAAGUAUUUAUCUUCUUGAAAAUCUUUCUCAAUUCAAAGAAGAUAUAGCAAACAAUUCAAGAUUUUCUCAAGAGUUAUCAUCACGGGUUGAUAUAUUCAUAAAUGAUGCAUUUUUUCAGUCACAUAAAACUCUUUCAUCAACUGUUGGUGUCACAUCUUUCUGUUAUGCAUCUGUUGCUGGUUUCCAAUUUGAGGAAGGUUUAUCACAACUCAAAAAGGCAUUUAUGACAAAAGAGAAUCCAUAUAUAGCCAUGGUUGGAGGAGGCAACCUUAUAGAAAAAGCAGCUGCCAUAAACUAUUUAGUUUCUUCAUCUGAUGGUUUAAUAUUUGUUGGAAAUAUCUCAUUUCAAAUAAUGCAUGCUCUUGGAUUUUCAGUACCUAAUAAAUAUAUAGAGUUUGGAGCAUUUAAAGAAGCUAUUAAAAUAAUAAAAUCUGCAAAUUCUAGAAACAUUCCCAUUUUCUUUCCUAAAGAUUUUUGGUGUAUGAAUGAUCAUUUUAAAAACCCAGAGCUUGUGUCUGCUGAAUGCAUUCCCGAAGGUUGGACACCUUUUGGUCUCGGCCCAAAUUCAUUGGAAGAAAUAACAACAUUGCUUUCAAAGUCAAAGAAAAUUGUGUGGAUUGGUCCAGUUAAGUUUGGAUUAUCGAAUCAAGAUAGUUAUGGGACUUCAAUAUUGGCAAAAGUAAUAGGAAAAUUAAGUCAAGAAAAUUGUGAUGUUACAGUUAUUGGAAAUAUGGCAUGUAAAGCUUUAAUGGAGGAAUCAAUGGUUUCUUCAAAUUUCAAUAUUAUUGAAAAUGCUUCAGUUGUAUGGGAGUUUCUUAAAGGAAGAAAGCUUCCUGGACUUAUGGCAUUAGAUAGAGGAUACCCUUACAGCAUUGAUUGGCGCACAAUUUAUGCUGAUCCAGAUCGACCUUUGUUUGUUGAUAUUGGAAGUGUAAUUACAGGUAAUGGAAUGUUUCUCUUUGGAAUGGCUAGAAAGAGGAAGGAUAUGAAUUUUCUUGGAUUAGAAAUGAAUGGGAAGCUUGUAAAGCGAUGCCUGGAAACUUGCCAUCUGUCCGAUUUAAAAAACGGAUACUUCAUUGAAACAAAUGCAACAUCAACAUUUGGAUCAAUUGUUUCUUGUUAUCCUGGAAAACUAGUUUUUGCAUCGAUACAGUGUCCAAACCCUGACUUCAAUAGACCAGAACACAGGUGGAAAAUGGUUCAGAGAUCACUCAUCGAAGCCAUACUCCAUCUGCUUUCCUAUGAUGGAAAGGUGUUUCUUCAAUCUGAUAUAGAAGGUGUUGCAUUGAGGAUGAAAGAAGAGUUUUUGAAAUAUGGAAAUGGGAAGUUUAUAAUUGAUCAUCAAGAAGAAUGGUUGAAAGAAAACCCGUUUGGGGUUCAGUCGGAUUGGGAAAAACAUGUUUUGGAUAAUGGAGCUCCAAUGUACAGAUUGAUGCUCUCCAAAUCAUUAAGAGAAUAAAUAUUUUAAUGGAGAUUAAAUGUAUAGUAUUAGUAUGUUAUAAUUUAAUAUAACCAUAAGGUUGUUCAAACGUAUACGUGGUUCAUUGGUUGCAUAAAUUGGUUGUAUUUCUAAAUUUGUUACAUAUUUUGUAUAAAAAGUUAUUGUUUAAUAAA